UUUACAGUCGCGACUCGCUAAGGAAAUCAAACGAAAAGGUUGCCUGUUCGUCCGCGAUUUUCUGGUUGCAGAAAAUUCUAGAGGCGCAACUCCCACCACCGAUUUGGUCAAGCGAUACACGCGCUGGCUGGCUGAUCCUUCAAGCAAAAACCUGAUUGCCCCACACCACGUCCAUUUUCUGUUCAAUUCCAAAUUCCAGUCGAAAGCUCCUUCGCCCAUCCUCUCGUCCUUCAGCUCGUCUUCCUCCUAAUUCCUAUCUCGUCGAUAAUAUUUCACAAUGGCUCGUCGCCGCGGCGGUAGCUCUGGCAAAGUUUCCCGUUCCCGAUCCCGUAGCCCUCCCCCGCAGAAAGCUGUAGCUGCUUCUUCUCAUCCAGUCCAUAAGUCGAGCAGCACCGGAUCUGUGCUGGGUGGUAUCGGAGGUGCUAUUGCUGAUGGACUUGGCUGGGGAGCUGGAAUGGAAAUGGCUCACAGGGCCGUGGAUGCUGUCUUUGGUCCUCGAACUGUGAGGCACGAAACUGUUGCCGCACCACAGCAGCCAGCUGCAGCGAUGACUGCUGCUCAGACUGCUGAUGGCAAUGCAUGUGGCGGGCACUCCAAGGCUCUGCAAGAUUGCCUGUCCAGCUUUGGAGCAGACAUCAGCAAGUGCCAGGUGUACAUGGACAUGUUGGCUGAAUGCCGCAACGGCUCUUCUUCGUCGGGAGGGUUUCAGUCUGCUUGAUUCUGACGAAAGCUUUUGUUGUCUCUCGCGGGCCGCGUAUCGGGAGGAGUUAGCUCGAUUUUUGAAGUAGUACGAGGCUAUUGUUUGUCUAGUAGUAGUGAGUGGGUAUGGAUUGUUGAAGCGAAACUUAACAACUGCUUGGAUUAUGGAUGAGACGAGAUGACUGUUUCCGUUUCUGCUCCCUAAAUGUUGUUUUGUUUGGCUUGAGAAAUGGUUUAGUUUAAUUAGCGUCGGAUUAUUAUGAGUUUAUUAAUCAAGUCAUUAUGAGUCUGGGCUAGAUUUUCUUGAUCAUAAGCAUUCUGAAGAGGGGCUUGGUUUAACUUUUGAGAAGGUUUGAGUAAAAACUUUGGCUUAAGUUGUAAUCAUGUUCUUACUUUAUGUGUACGUAAACUUGGGAUGAUGUUUGGUUAUAC
Linum tenue is the source of this 1131-nucleotide messenger RNA. The record is from the annotation of a GenBank genome assembly. NCBI's taxonomy places the organism in Eukaryota, Viridiplantae, Streptophyta, Magnoliopsida, Malpighiales, Linaceae.